Messenger RNA from Penicilliopsis zonata CBS 506.65, 273 nucleotides. RefSeq lists its product as hypothetical. Gene Ontology annotation, molecular function: G-protein beta-subunit binding. The transcript has 3 exons. Gene Ontology annotation, cellular component: heterotrimeric G-protein complex. Lineage: Eukaryota; Fungi; Ascomycota; Eurotiomycetes; Eurotiales; Aspergillaceae. Gene Ontology annotation, biological process: G protein-coupled receptor signaling pathway. The record is from RefSeq and is a predicted model, not a curated record. The coding region runs from base 1 to 273 and encodes 90 amino acids.
AUGCCUUCGUAUGAACUUCGCUCCGGGGGGGACGUCAAGAACAAGAAACAGAGUGUGGCAGAUCUCAAGUACCGUCGGUUGACAGAGCUCAAUGCCCGCUUGAAGGAAGAUCUGGACCGCCCCCGAGUCAAGGUGUCGGAAGCUGCUCUCUCUCUAAUCAACUAUUGCAAUAAUACCCGUGAUUUCAUGGUUCCCUCUGUCUGGGGUCAGGUCGACAAGCGAGAAGACCCGUACGCCCCCCAGCAGCAAGGAGGCUGCUGCGCGGUCAUGUAA